AUGCCCAAGGUCAAAUCUGAUAAAUUUCCAAACUUCAACAUCGACAUUUCUGCGCUCACCAAUUCUACGACUUCAAUCCUCGCACCCGCCGUCAUUCAUUCUCCUUCCCACAUGAUGCCCGCCGAUAUCAUCCAAUCUACCGAACCACCCUCACCGUACUUUCAAAUCGAUGAAAUACUCGUACAACGUCUCAAUGAGGAAGAAUAUUCGUUAAUUCAAAUUCCUCCAUAUCAACUUACCCUUUCGAUAAGAGAUUUGUUAUCAUCCGCUAGGAAAAAUCGUAAAAAUAAGAAUAAAUCAAAAGAUAAGAUUCCGAGACCACAAAACGCUUGGGUAUUAUUUCGUAAAGAUUAUGAGGCCAAUCAACGCAUGAGGUUUCCUGACAAGUCAUUAAAGAUGAAAAAUGUUUCAACUGAUGCCGGUAAAGUUUGGAGGAAACAAUCCCCAAAGGUUAAACGUUAUUUUGAAAUUCUAUCAAGACUGGCUCAUGAUCAACAUAAAAUAUUAUAUCCAGACUAUAAAUAUACCCCUAAAAAGAAAAUCCCUAUUACUAAAGAAAAUACUUUAAAGGAUUGGAUUUUUAAGGAUGGAACUAUUAAACAAUCCGUUAAUACCACUUCAACAACCAUUAACGUUGAAGCGUCAAACGAAAACGCGUCUGAAUCUGUCACGCCAAAACAACCAAAACAAAUCGAUAUUCAAUCUCACCAACUAAAACAAUCUGAACCUCCUCAACAUAUUUCAACCUCACCAUCUCUUUCACCUCCUUCGUCACCUGAAUCCUGGAAUCCUCAAACUCCCUCAUCCACACAAAAUGUUCAUUUUUCAAAUUUUUCGACGGUCACUUCAAUACUUACCUAUGAAGAGUCUUCAACCUUUUAUAAUUAUCAACCAUUAUCUGUCGAGAAUGAAACUUUAAAUUCGGAUAUCAAUCAAAAUCCUUUGUUUAAUUUAGGCGAGUUGAAGUAUUAUAUAAAUAAUGAUGAUAACAUUGUCGAUGAAAAUUGGAACCUUCAAUCAACCAUUUGCGAUCAGAAUAUGAUUGAAGAUGCUUUUCCAACCUUCUCUAAUUAUUAUUCCGAGUUCGAUGCGAAUUCUCUUGAACUGCAACAAUGUACGCCCAUUAUCAUGCCGAUUACACUUACUUCAUCUUUUAAUGAUGAUAAUAGUAUUUCAGAUCUAUUGACUGAAUCGAAUUUUGUGGAAAUAUGA
Messenger RNA from Funneliformis geosporum, 1212 nucleotides. The record is from the annotation of a GenBank genome assembly. NCBI's taxonomy places the organism in Eukaryota, Fungi, Glomeromycota, Glomeromycetes, Glomerales, Glomeraceae.